AUGAAGCUACUACAUGGUCUCUUUGCCUGCCUAAUGGCUUUGCCAUUAGCCCUCGCCAGCUUGGACAGCGAGGCAUCCACGAUCCUCAGCUCUUUGCCCCCCUGUGCGGCGAAAUGUCUAGUGACGAAUGUCUUGUCCUCGACUUGUGACCUCGACGAUUAUCAUUGCACGUGCGAAAACAAACCUCUUCAACAAGACCUCGAAAAGUGCAUUUUGGCAAGUUGUACUAUCAAAGAAGCGUUAUUUACAAAAAACGCUACCUCGGUACUAUGCGGCGCCCCCGUUCGAGACGUUCGACCCAACUUUACACGCAUCAACGACGUAAUGGGAAUCAUGUCAGGCGUAUUCGUCAUCCUACGCUUCGGCACCAAGAUCAUCUACAAAAUGCCCAUGGGCCUGGACGACGUCUUCAUCAUGAUCACGAUGCUUCUCUCUGCCUUUUGCAUGUGCAUCAACUCUUUCGGGGCUGCCCCGUCUGGAAUUGGCACCGACAUCUGGACCCUCACUCCUCAUCAGAUAACCGACUUUGCCCGCUGGUUUUGGACCCUUGUCUUGACCUACUUUAUACUACAGACAACGAUGAAACUCAGCUUGUUGUUCUUCUUCCUUCGCAUCUUUCCCAGUCGCGGUGUACGCAUGCUUCUGUGGGGAGCUGUCAUUUUCAUCUCUCUCAACGGGACGAUAUUUGCCCUUGUUGCCAUCUUCCAAUGCCAGCCCAUCAGUCACUUCUGGCACAGUUGGGAUGGUGAACACAAGGGUAGAUGUGCAAGCGUUAAUGGCGUCGCCUGGUCUAAUGGCGCUAUCAAUAUUGCAUCAGACUUUUGGAUUUUGAGUAUUCCGCUAUCGCAAUUGCCUAAAUUGAAUCUGGACUGGAAUAAGAAGAUCGGUAUUGCGGCGAUGUUUGGUGUCGGUACCUUCGUCACUGCCAUUAGUAUUUUCCGACUAUACGCCUGCAUCGUGGCUGGUGUCAGUCAAACCAACAAUAAAUCUUGGGAUUACCUCGCCAUGGCUCAAUGGUCUACCGUCGAGGUCAACGUUGGCAUUUGGUGUGCUUGCAUGCCCACGUUGCGCGUUCUUCUGAUGCGACUCACGGGCAAAUCUAAGCGCUACAUCAGCUAUGGCAGCCACAAGAGUGGCCAGGACAGUAGCCGCGAAGACCCCAACAGACCUCGUACUAAAACGUAUCCUCUGGCCGGUGCAAGUGCAAGUGCAACGGCCGGCAAGAGAUCACGCGGAAGGAUGCAUUCGAAUGGGAUUACCUGCGAUACAAUUGUCGAGGUGGAAUUCGGUGCUCAUGAUGAUGAGACGCAUCUGGUGCACAUGAAGGAAUUCAACCAUCGGAGCUUCUCCACCAUUGUAGUUUUGUUUCAAGUGCGACGUGACACUAUCUUUGUUUGGUUCAGUCUUUCAAGAUCUUUCGUCUGCUCAUCAAUCAACAUGCUUCUCAGCACCAUCAUCUUGGCUUUCCCACUGGCUGUUGCCUCUUGGCCACACAUUGAAGCAUGCCGUAAGGCCUGGCCCGCCGAGCCCUGUGCCUACAUCGCCGGAAACGCAAUGGUGCUAGGCACUUGCGAGAGCGUAUGCGAAACCACCAACUGUCCCAAUAAUCUAGUCUGCAAGCCUCGACGCUGGACUCGCCACUGUGACAACUGUGGCGGCGACCUCAAUACGGGCGGUGGCCGUGGAAGCACUCAUGGAACUGACCAUGGUCCUACCAUCCUCUGA
Messenger RNA from Fusarium poae, 1725 nucleotides. RefSeq lists its product as uncharacterized. NCBI's taxonomy places the organism in Eukaryota, Fungi, Ascomycota, Sordariomycetes, Hypocreales, Nectriaceae. The record is from RefSeq and is a predicted model, not a curated record. The transcript is spliced from 7 exons. The coding region runs from base 1 to 1725 and encodes 574 amino acids.